Messenger RNA from Xiphias gladius (swordfish), 3739 nucleotides. RefSeq names its product ubiquitin specific peptidase 18 (gene usp18). The coding region runs from base 1335 to 2354 and encodes 339 amino acids. Gene Ontology annotation, cellular component: cytosol; nucleus. The record is from RefSeq and is a predicted model, not a curated record. NCBI's taxonomy places the organism in Eukaryota, Metazoa, Chordata, Actinopteri, Istiophoriformes, Xiphiidae. The transcript is spliced from 10 exons. Gene Ontology annotation, biological process: protein deubiquitination. Gene Ontology annotation, molecular function: cysteine-type deubiquitinase activity; cysteine-type endopeptidase activity.
UUUUUUUUUUUGCUUGUAAGAGAACAUGGCUACAAGUGUCAUCAUACCUGUGAAAAUCAUCACUUUUAUUAACAAACAAACAAGAACAUUGCCAGCAAUAAUUGUUCUUUUUUGAGUUAGAAACCACAGACCUUCGAUGCCAUCAAGAUGCUCCACAGACUGUGAGAGGGUGAUCUUGCGCCUGUGUUUUUUCAGUGCACAUCACUAAGCUUUUCUCAUAAAUGCACCUCAGGUCCUCAGCAACACAUCCUUAAGGUUGCAGGACCAGAUUUUGCAUCUUAAGGCAACACCCACUUCAUCAUCAUAAUAACUUUAUUUAACCGGGAAAAUGAUUGACUGAGAUUUCACAGGAGUGUCUUGGCCAAGACAGCCACAACUCCUACUUCACAUAUAACACAGACUGAUAACAAUGUAGCAAAGGAAUAAUUAAGGAUAAACAAAUCCAAUGUGAUGAGAUGGUUAAUGCAAGAGAGGUAAAAUAAUGUCAGUUGAUAUACCAUUACAAGGAACAACGCAAAUACAUGCAAUGAAUAUAUGAAAAUUUCAAGUUAAUUUAGUGUUUUAUGGUUUUUGAGAGUUAUUCUUAAAGGACUGUAGUCAACAAUUGAAAAAGGUAAAUGGGAAAACUUUCAUCAGCUUUUCAUUUAGCCGUUUGACACUAAAAUGUAUUCAUUGAAUUGGCAUACAUACCAAAUGUGGAGAUCUCCAUAUGUGCAGGCUCAAUUUGUGCAUGUAUUUCCAAUGCAGCCAUACAUUUUAAGAUACUAUACAAACAUCAUGACAAAAAUUGAAAUGAUAUCAGUCAUUAUAGUGUAAAAAUGGUUGAUUGAAAAAAAAUCUAGUUUAACCAGAAUAAUGGUGGUAUGACAACAGAACAGCUAUUUAGAUUUAACAGUAUAAAGUUUUAACUGCAUUUUAACAACAGUUGAGAUGAGGAACCUGAACUUGAAAAACACAAUUUAAUAGCCUUUAGACACAGUAGGUCUUAUUGAUAUUACCAUUUGAAAUGAAAUAAAUUGAGUAAAUGUUACAAAAGGCUGAUGAAGCCGAAUGUUAUUUACCGUUAGUUUUGUGUUAGUAUUACUGGGGUUUUUUUAGUUAUUAUUAUUAUUAUUCAUAUUCUGCGCAUGGCAACUUUUUUAAGUUUCGAUUCCAGCAAAGCGAAGCGACGCCGCGAACCGAAACCUGUAAAACGAAAGCGAUCCGGUGAAGCUGCCGAUGCGAGGCCAACGCGACCAGGCGACUUCUGUGAAAUCCACCAAAACGCUGGACGCCUGUCCUCACACUAAACUGAAGCUGGUCGCCGGACGCAGUGAGGAGUGACUUCUGCCCUUAUGGCUGCAGGGAUCUCUGGGCUCCUUUCCAAGUGCCGCGCAAGGGACCUCCGAUGGGGAAUAAGAGGCCUCACCAACUACCAUCUGUCCUGCUGUGUCAACACUGUACUGCAGACCCUCUCUGCUACCUGGGAAGUAGGAGACCUGCUAGAAAGGUGGGAAGCCGCAGGUGUGAGAGCAGGCAGCCAUAAUGUCCCUCUACAGUUAAAGAGAGUUCUUGCAGCCAUGAGGAGCGACCUUCUUGAGCAUGUUCCCCAUCAAGACUUCCUCCACUGUCUGGACAGAAACUGCGUUCGACUUAGUAGGCAGCACGAUGCGGAUGAGGUGUUCCUCACCAUCCUGAACCUCAUGCAACAGCAGAUGGAUGACAAAGCACUGGCCCUUGAAAUCCAGAAUCUGUACAAGAUUUCCGUGGAGACGCACCUGCAGUGUUUAGAGUGCUCCUCUGUCCAGACUCAGACCAGCUACCUCCUCAGCCUGCAUCUACAUAUAAAGGAAGAUCACAACUCUCUGGAAGGCUGCAUAUCCUCCUUCUUGGAGGACCAGGAGCUAAGGGGCAUAAAUUGCUGCUUUUGUGCACAAUGUGGAAUCAAGACUCCAUCUAAACAGGGUUUCAAACUGCUCUCUUUGCCUCGUAUCUUGUGCGUGCACCUGAAACGGUUUCGAAAUAUCCGUGGUGACACCCGAAAGCUUGAUUGCAUGGUUACCUUUCCAGAAACCUUUGACUUCUCUGGGAUUGUUAAAGAUGCAUUCUCCACAGACUUUGUCCAGGAUGAGUGCAAGUACACUUUGUAUGCAGUGGCAGUGCACUCCGGUUAUGCAAUGUGUGGGCAUUAUAGUGCCUACGUUCGUCACAGGGUGAACCAGCACUGGUACUAUGCAGAUGACAGCCACAUACAGCAGGCCUCCUGGAAAGAAGUCCAGAAAACAUAUGGAAAAUGUUACAAAAACACGGCAUACAUGUUAAUGUACAGAAGAGGUUCAAAGGAGGAGGGACAACAACCUGAUUUAUCUGGCUGAGCGUAUGGAUGAAUGAAUUUAAUGAAUGAAUUAAUUAAUCUGGGGACAAGGUGCAAUACAGGAUCAACAUGGAAACCAUAAGAAUUUAAGGAAUUUAAACACUUGUUUUCUUGAAAUAUUUUAUUGCAAUUUUUGAUUUUAUUGUUCAUGGGGAAAGGUUUUAUAUGUAAUUUUUUUUCUGACCUCAUUGAGUUCAUAGAGAUUUAGUAUGUAUACUUUACAGCAGCACAGUAAUUUCUGCCCAACAACAGUAGGUGGCAUUCAAGACUCAAAACACUGAAGGGUUUUCCACUCUCAGACCACACACAAUGUGACAGGCUCAGUGAUACUGGGGGGUUGGUUUGAGGAGAAUGCUUAGCUUGGAUAUUCACUGUUAGGGGGGAAAUACCUGCAAUGGGACUCAGUGUUCAUUUUCCUGACACUGCUGUAUAAUAUAUGAGUCACUCAUGAAGAACAAUGAAGUCAUUUUUUUCUCAUUUGGACUGCCAAAAACGUCAACAACAAAAAAAUAAUUCUUUCAUCAUCUCACUUUGAGCCAACACCUGCACAUCUCCCACCACCUGAGCUCAGAAUGUAUUCACUUGUGUUCUGAAUGUAUUUGUUUUUAGAAUGCAUUGAGGAGACCAUCUUACAAUGAAAGGAGGUUAAAUGUUGCAGUUGUAGCCACAGAGCUUGAGUGCUCAGUAUAGGCUGUCAGCAGAGUCUCUAAAGUUCCCACUCACUUGGCCAAGAGUCGGGGGACCGUGUGAAAUGGUGCCUAUUUGCUGCAGAGCUCUGACAGAAUGGAACAUGUCUGCACAGUGCCACAGGCAGCAGGCCUCAUGCUUAGUCAUCUCGCUACCAUGAGGCACAGGCGCAGCUUUCUGCAUAGGGGUAUCUUCCGUGUACAUUCAGACCAAAGACUAGGGCAAGAUAUUUGCAUUAUGUGUCUAGACUUGAGUCACUGUCACAGAUAUAAUAGGUGUUUUGCCUUGGAUUUGUGAAAUGAGAUUGAAUCUUUUCCUCUGACUAGUGCAAGUUAGAAGGUGACAAUGGAAAAAGUCAUAAUAAUAAAGACUUAACAUAUACUGAGAGGAAAUUUGCAUUUUUUUUUUACAUAAUAACAAAUGUUAACAACAUUGGGUACUUGGAUGGAUUUACAAGCCAUAUUGUUCAUUGAUAUUGUCUGUUACCAGUCAUGAAGGUACGCAGAUAAUUCACUUAAAGCAGCUAUAAUGAAAUUUUUUUUUUAUUAAUGCAUCAAAUGACUACGUGUAAUGUGAAAGGGGUGGCUCUUAGUGAUAAACCCACAGAGAAUAAUCAUCCAACUCUGCAGUGCCCUUCAACUCUACAAAGAUUUUUAGCAUCUUACAGCUCAUAGUUUUGGUUUUCUGGUUUCUUCUUUA